GACACUUUAGGGACUUGCUCUUGCACUACCCACGCCCAAGGUAGCCUUGCAGAAAAGAGAGGGUCAUCAUGCCUGGCUCAGCACUGCUAUGCUGCCUGCUCUUACUGGCUGGUGUGAGGAUCAGCAGAGGCCAGUACACCCGGGAAGACAACAACUGCACCCAUUUCCCAGUCAGCCAGACCCACAUGCUCCGAGAGCUGCGGACGGCCUUCAGCCAGGUGAAGACUUUCUUUCAAACAAAGGACCAGCUGGACAACAUACUGCUAAACGAUUCCUUAAUGCAGGACUUUAAGGGUUACUUGGGUUGCCAAGCCUUAUCAGAAAUGAUCCAGUUUUACCUGGUAGAAGUGAUGCCCCAAGCAGAGAAGCAUGGCCCGGAAAUCAAGGAGCAUUUGAAUUCCCUGGGAGAGAAGCUGAAGACCCUCAGGAUGCGGCUGCGGCGCUGUCAUCGAUUUCUCCCCUGUGAAAAUAAGAGCAAGGCGGUGGAGCAGGUGAAGAAUGAUUUUAAUAAGCUCCAAGACAAAGGCGUCUACAAGGCCAUGAAUGAAUUUGACAUCUUCAUCAACUGCAUAGAAGCAUACAUGAAGAUCAAAAUGAAAAGCUAAAACACCUGGAGUGUGUGUUGAGUCUGCUGGACUCCAGGAACUAGACAGAGCUCUCUAAAUCUGAUCCAGGGAUCUUAGCUAACGGAAACAACUCCUUGGAAAACCUCAUUUGUACCUCUCUCCAAAAUAUUUAUUACCUCUGAUACCUCAGUUCCCAUUCUAUUUAUUCACUGAGCUUCUCUGUGAACUAUUUAGAAAGAAGCCCGAUAUUAUAAUUUUACAGUAUUUAUUAUUUUUAACCUGUGUUUAAGCUGUUUCCAUUGGGGACACUUUAUAGUAUUUGAGUAUUUAAAGGGAGAUUAUAUUAUGUUAUAUAAUGGGAGGGGUUCUUCCUUGGGAAGCAACUGAAGCUUCUAUUCUAAGGCUGGCCACACUUGAGAGCUGCAGAGCCGUUUGCCAUGGUGUCCUUUCAAUUGCUCUCAUCCCUGAGUUCAGGGCUUCUGAGAGAGUUGUGAAGACGCUCAUGGGUCUUGGGAAGAGAAACCAGCGGGAUUCUUUGAUGAUCAUCCCUGCAGCAGCUCAGAGGGGUCCCCUACUGUGAUUCCCCAACCGCUUCAUCCCUGAAAACUGUGGCCAGUGUGUUAUUUAUAACCACCUAAAAUUAGUUCUAAUAGAACUCAUUUUUAACUAGAAGUAAUUCAAUUCCUCUGGGAAUGGUGUAUUGUUUGUCUGCCUUUGUAGCAGACUCUAAUUUUGAAUAAAUGGAUCUUACUC
Messenger RNA from Mus pahari (shrew mouse), 1319 nucleotides. RefSeq names its product interleukin 10 (gene Il10). Gene Ontology annotation, molecular function: cytokine activity. Gene Ontology annotation, biological process: immune response. The transcript is spliced from 5 exons. Gene Ontology annotation, cellular component: extracellular region. Bases 69 to 605 code for a protein of 178 amino acids. The record is from RefSeq and is a predicted model, not a curated record. NCBI's taxonomy places the organism in Eukaryota, Metazoa, Chordata, Mammalia, Rodentia, Muridae.